This is a messenger RNA of Penicillium mononematosum, 333 nucleotides long. RefSeq lists its product as uncharacterized. The transcript is spliced from 2 exons. Lineage: Eukaryota; Fungi; Ascomycota; Eurotiomycetes; Eurotiales; Aspergillaceae. Bases 1 to 333 code for a protein of 110 amino acids. The record is from RefSeq and is a predicted model, not a curated record.
AUGGGGAAAUCAAUCUCCCAGCACCUGCUGCCUGAAUAUGAAGUCAUCCACUUCAUGCUGUCAUAUGAGGCUGCAGAGGCUGAGCUCCCGUAUCUGCUUGCAGGUCGCGAGCCUCAGUCUCAAAGCCCUAAUGAGAUCGGAACCCACGAUUACAGCCGGCCUCCUCGCGCGGUAAUCUUCGGUCGCGGCUAUGGGCCUCAGCAGGUUGAAGAGCUUAAGAAGAAAUUCGCGGGUAUUGCUAAAGAACCUGUUGCUUGGGUGAGGGGAACCCAGCGGAUUUGCCUACCGGGGCCGCCGGGCCUGACUAUGCUCAGAUCAUCACGGCGGAUAUGA